AAAAACAUUUUUUUGAUGAAUAUUUCUGAUCGGUAGGGAUGGGUACUGUCACACUCUGUCCUGUCUCCCCGUUCUGUUCAGUCAUGUGUCCCUGUUAAUUGCUCCCACCUGCCUCGUCUUCCAAUCACCCAAGCUCCCAGCUCCUCAUGUAUUUAAGCCCUCUCAGUUCUGUGUGUCUUGUCAGUUCACUGGGGCGACGGUGGCACAGGAGUUAAGUGCUCGCCCCGUAAUCAGAAGGUUGCAGGUUCGAGCCCCGCUCAGUCUGUCGCUGUCGUUGUGUCCUUGGGCAAGACACUUAACCCACGUUGCCUGCUGGUGGUGGUCGGAGGGACCGGUAGCACCAGUGCUCGGCAGCCUCGCCUCUGUCAGUGCGCCCCAGGGCAGCUGUGGCUACAUUGUAGCUCAUCCCCACCAGUGUGUGAAUGUGUGUGUGAAUGGGUGAAUGACUGAUUGUGUUGUAAAGCGCCUUGGGGGGUUCCAGGACUCUAGAAGGCACUAUAUUAAAUACAGGCCAUUAAUCAUAUACUGUUUCCAUGUCCUGCGUGCGUUUGUCAUUAAAGACCUUUUACAUGUUCCAGUUUGUCUGUCUCCAUGCUUCCUCCCCAGCAUUUGGAUCCUCACAACCGCUCAACUCACCUGCACCGUGACAGAAUGAACCGACCACCCGAAGGAUCCAGCGGGGAGGUUCUCCCCUGGGAGUACCUGCUCCGAUGGCUCACCCCGAGCCACCAGCCAGCUUCUCCUCCUACAACGCCCCCACACCGCCGAUGCCGCCAUCGAGCCUCGGCGAUCCUCCCCACCCUCCCGGAGCCAGAGGAGAGGUUGGACUGGGAGAUGCAGCCGGACUGAUCCUGCUAUGUGGGCACCAGGCUGUGUGCUCCCCUGGCGUUGGUCCACGACACCGGGAAGGAACCCCGGCUCCACCAACACCUCCAGCCCCGGAGUGGCCCCGCAGGCUCACCACCACCCCGGCUCAGUGCGCCAGCUUGGACCCGCCCCCAGUCAGGUCAGCGGCUCCACCUCCGGUCCAGUCAGCGCCUCCUUCAUCUGCAGGCAGAGGGACCAAGCCUGCAGCCCAUCGGACAGAGCUCGCCGGCCUCCAAGCGGAGCUUGGCUGGCUCCGUCAACUCAUCAGCCUCCAGGAGUUCCAGCUGGACACCCUAUCCCCCCUGUAUCUCCAGGAGAGGGUUUCUGUCCAGCCAGUGGCCCCGCCUCCUGUCCAGUCAACAGCUCCCUCAUCUCCAGGCCCCCAAGUCCAAGAGGCUCUGCCCCCGGCCCAGCCUGUCCAGUCAGUCCCUAGUCCGGCACCUCCAGUCCAGUCGUCAGCGCCCAGUCUGGCGCCUCCAGUCCAGCCAUCAGCGCCACUUCCGGCAUCUCCAGUCCAGCCGUCAGCGCCACGUCCGGCGCCACCAGCCAAGGCAGCGGUCCCGCCUCCAGCCAAGCCAUCAGCGGCAUGUCCGGCGUCGCCAGCCAAGGCAGUGGAUUCGCCUCCACUCAAGUCGACGCCCGGUCCGGCGCCUCCAGUCCUGUCUGCGCCUCCAGCCAAGUCGGCACCUCCAGCCAGGUCGACGCCUGGUCCGGAGCCGCCAGUCCUGUCAGCGCCCGUCGGGGCCAGGUCUGGCGCCUCCACUCCAGUUGGCCCCUCCCCUCAAGUCAGCGCCUCCAGCCAAGUUGACGCCUCCGGCACCCCUCCUCAAGUCAAUGCCUCCGGACCCGCUCUGCAUCAUCUCCGCCUGCAGUCACCGCUGGCCCUGCCCUCGCCAGGCGCAAAGCCCCCAGAGCCCGGCGUCAUCCCCUGUGCCCCAGAUGCAGACCCCACAGACUCCGGCCUCGCCUCCUGUGCGCCGAACACAGGUACCACAGACUCCGGCCCCGCUUCCUGUGCUCCAGAUGCAGGCCCCCUAGACUCUGUCUUGGCUUGCGUUGGGCGUCCGGUGCCGCCCUUUCUUUGUUGUCACACUCUGUCCUGUCUCCCCGUUCUGUUCAAUCACGUGUCCCUGUUAAUUGCUCAUUUAUUUCCGACGCCAGCUUCCGACGCCAGCUCUUAA
Molecule: messenger RNA, 2048 nt
Organism: Nothobranchius furzeri (turquoise killifish)
Lineage: Eukaryota; Metazoa; Chordata; Actinopteri; Cyprinodontiformes; Nothobranchiidae
Source: RefSeq, a predicted model, not a curated record